This is a messenger RNA of Odocoileus virginianus texanus, 1665 nucleotides long. Its product is annotated as actin, alpha skeletal muscle 2-like. NCBI's taxonomy places the organism in Eukaryota, Metazoa, Chordata, Mammalia, Artiodactyla, Cervidae. The record is from RefSeq and is a predicted model, not a curated record.
GUGGCCCCAGGCCCCCCCACAGCCAGCAUCCUUGGUGAAGCAGGCAGAGAGGCUUGUCAUCGCCUCGAGAGGCUUAAAGAGAAAUGUUGCUGAACAGACUGAUGGUUGCUGAAUAAACGAGAACCCCUCCUCUGAGAACCAGGCCUGCACCUGCCACGUCUCUUCCCCGGGAACUUGGAGUGACACAAGCCAGGGUGACACAGGUGAGGAAAUCUUCAGUGGAGCUCUAAGGACUUCAGGGAGCAGAGCCUUGACUUAACAGCAGGUGCAAAAAACGAGACCCAGAUUUCCUCUCCCUUCCUGUGGGCCCUGACCAGGUGAGGUGGACACUUCAUUGUUGCUGUUCUCUCUGGAGGAUGAAUUUGGCCUCCAACGCUAUCAGGGGAUACAGCUGGCUCACGCGGCACCAUGAACGUGCCCCUCAUCUGCGACUACGGCUCGGGCUUCAGCAAGGUGGGCUUCGCGGGGACAGAGGCGCCCCUGGCCGUGUUUCCAACCAUCCUCGGGAAACUGCGCCAUGAGAAGCUGUUGGUGGGAAUGCAAGAGGAAGACUGGUUCAUUGGAAAUGAGGUUCCGAAAAACCGAGAGAAACUCAACCUCUUAUACCCCAUCUCUCGGGGUGCCAUCACCAACUGGGACGACAUAGAGAAGAUCUGGCACUACUCCUUCUACCAGAUGCUCCACGUUGCCCCAGAGCAGCACCCUCUGCUGAUGGCAGAGCCGCCCUUGAACUCCAUGUCCAGCAAAGAGAGACUGUCACAGAUCCUGUUUGAGACCUUCAGUGUACCUGCCUUGUAUUUAGCCAACCAAGGAGUCCUUUCUCUCUAUGCUUCCGGCCACACCGCUGGGAUGACGAUUGAGUCUGGAGAAGGAAUGACGUACUUCGUGCCCAUCAUUGACGGCUGUCCUUUGCAUCAGUCAACCUUCCACAUGGACAUUGCGGGCCAAGACCUAACCUUGUACUUCCUACGUCUGCUGUCAGAAAGUGGGCACUUGCUGGUGAGCACAGCUGAUCGGGAGUGUAUGCGGGACCUGAAAGAGAAAAAUUGUUUUGUGGCUUUGGACUUUGAAAAAGAGAAGGCAGAAGCCAACUCUCCCUCCUACCCACAAAAGUGUCAGCUGCCUGACGGCCAGGAGAUAGACCUUGGGAGGGAGAGGUUUUUCUGCCCUGAAGCGCUUUUCCAGCCAGACCUCAUAGAGCGGAACGACCUGGGCAUCCACAUAAAGGCAUUCGAAUGCAUCAGCUCCUGCAACCCUGCCCUCUGGAAGAUCCUUUUUGGCCACAUCAUCCUGUCGGGUGGUACGGGCACCUGUUCUGGCCUGAGAGCCCGGCUGCAGAAAGAAGCAUCCGCCCUGGUCUCCCCGAAGAUUAAUGUGAAGGUGUCAACCUGUCCGUACUCCGUGUAUGGUGCCUGGGCAGGUGGCUCCAUCCUGUGCUCACUCUCCACCUUCAAGGACAUGUGGGUCACCAGAGAGGAAUACAGGGAGAUGGGCUCCUCGGUCGUCGGGAGGAGAACCCUCUGAUCCAUGGCUGGACUACAUCACCAGUCUCACCAGCUCCAGGCUGAACCUCGGCUUGACUGAACUGAUCAGAGCUCACAACAAACUCAAAUGUGGGCGUGGCCCUUCCUCCCCCUGACUUCGAUUAAAAGGGUCAACAAAGAA